Oryza sativa Japonica Group (Japanese rice) is the source of this 1603-nucleotide messenger RNA. NCBI's taxonomy places the organism in Eukaryota, Viridiplantae, Streptophyta, Magnoliopsida, Poales, Poaceae. The record is from RefSeq and is a predicted model, not a curated record.
CACAUGGUCGGGACUCGCUCGCCUGCCGCCGCCUAUACAAAGGAAACGUCUCCCUCCUCCCAACCUCCCCUGCUCGAUCACCACCACCACCUCUCGCUCAUCCCAAUCCCCAUCACGAGCGCCCCAGAAUCCCUCCCCUCCCUCGUGCACCGCCUCCCGUCCCAUCCAGCUCCUUCUUCUUGGCGGGCGAGAGAUCGAUCGAGCUGGCUGCGUGUGAGCGAGUUGCCACGAGCGGCCAAGAGAUUAACGGAGGGGGCGGACCAGCGGAGCGAGGUCGUUGAGGGGAUAUGGAGCGGUACGAGGUGAUGAGGGACAUCGGGUCCGGGAACUUCGGGGUGGCCAAGCUCGUCCGCGACGUCGCCACCAACCACCUCUUCGCCGUCAAGUUCAUCGAGAGGGGACUCAAGAUUGAUGAACAUGUUCAAAGGGAGAUUAUGAACCACCGAUCACUGAAGCAUCCAAACAUAAUCCGGUUCAAGGAGGUCGUGCUAACUCCCACACAUUUGGCAAUAGUUAUGGAAUAUGCUGCUGGUGGUGAGCUAUUUGAAAGGAUUUGCAACGCAGGGAGAUUCAGUGAGGAUGAGGCAAGGUUCUUCUUCCAACAGCUGAUUUCUGGAGUGAGCUAUUGUCAUUCUAUGCAAGUAUGCCAUAGAGAUUUGAAACUCGAAAAUACUCUCUUGGAUGGCAGUGUCACACCUCGGCUUAAGAUUUGUGAUUUUGGUUACUCCAAGUCUUCUGUCCUGCACUCUCAACCGAAAUCAACUGUUGGCACACCGGCUUACAUUGCUCCAGAGGUCCUCUCUAGAAAGGAAUACGAUGGAAAGGUAGCUGAUGUUUGGUCAUGUGGGGUAACACUCUAUGUGAUGCUUGUUGGUGCGUAUCCUUUUGAGGACCCUGAUGACCCAAGGAACUUCCGCAAGACGAUCACUAGGAUACUCAGUGUACAGUAUUCAAUUCCAGACUACGUUCGAGUUUCAGCGGACUGCAGACAUCUCCUGUCCCGGAUUUUCGUUGGAAAUCCUGAGCAGAGGAUAACUAUCCCAGAGAUCAAGAACCACCCAUGGUUCCUGAAGAACCUGCCCAUCGAGAUGACCGACGAGUACCAGAGGAGCAUGCAGCUGGCGGACAUGAACACGCCGUCGCAGAGCCUGGAGGAGGUCAUGGCGAUCAUUCAGGAGGCCCGGAAACCGGGCGACGCCAUGAAGCUCGCCGGCGCCGGGCAGGUCGCCUGCCUGGGGAGCAUGGAUCUCGACGACAUCGACGAUAUCGACGACAUUGACAUCGAGAACAGCGGGGACUUCGUGUGCGCCUUGUGAUCGAUAGAUGCCAAAUUCGAUCGAUCGAUCAUCAGCUGGUUGAAGACUGAAGUAGCGGGGCAGCGAGCUUUCUUUGUGGCUGAUGUGUUGCUGUCAUUCAUGCCUCGUUUUUACUUCUGGGAUCACAUAUGCUUUGUGACCAAGAGAUUGCCAUCGCUGUGGAUAAAUAAGAUGAAUUUAAUUGCAUACUUAGUUAUAUUCUUGGCAGAGUGCUUUUGUGCUGCUGAUUCUGAAUUUUAGUUGUCUGAUCAUUUCUUCUUUAUGCAAAUUACUAUCGUCUCUCGCAA